UGCCACGUUAUCACAUGCUGUUAGCAAAUACAGCGUUGGUGAGCUCGUAUCUUUCUUUCUGUUCAGCACAGCCAGCUGUGCACUACACCUUUUGAAACAUCAUGUCAGGGCUUAAUGCCUCGCUGGGCUACUUCUUAACUAUAGUAGGUGUGAGUGCGGUAGGAAGGGUGACGCUCGCACGAUCGAGGCUGCGAUGGACUUUCCUGACCGAGUUUAUCGCCGCAUUCGCGCUCGCCGCAUGUCGACUUGAAGUGGACACCAUUGCGGAGGUCGGUCAGUGGGCCGGGGCGCUUGGGCCCGACGUGGCCAUCACUAUGCUUUUCCUAUCCAUCGCUAUUCAUGGCAUCAUCAUGCAAGGCGUAAGCGGGAAUCCAUCGGUGACGUUAAUGGGAAUCCUCCAGAGAGACGUCGGCGCCGUGGCAGGCGUCCUCAGCGUCGCGGCGCAGUUACUCGGCGCGUACUUGGCGCUCGUAGUCGCCGAAAAGUACUGGGAAAUGGAGCUGACCGACAUGCACAUGAUAAAGAAUCUGAUGAUGUCCGAGUGCAGUACGUCGCUGCGGGUCUCGGCGCUACAGGGAGCGUUAGCCGAAGCGCUCGGCGCCGUGACCUUUCACCUGGUUUACCUCGUCCUGAAGAGCCGCUCGCAGCUGCUGAGGAUCCCCUUACUCGCUCUGCUGCUGACGUUCAUCGCAUACGCAGGAAACAACUACACGUCUGGAUAUGUGAAUCCGUCCCUCGCUUAUGCGCUAACAUUCCCCUGUCCUGGACACUCUUUCUUAGCGUAUUCUCUCGUUUACUGGCUCGGGCCUCUUAUUGGCAUGAGUCUUGCGCUCUUCCUGUAUUUGGGAAACAUCCCUCUGCUGUUCAGCAGGAAUCUACUUUACUCCAAGAAGGCUCGUUUCCGGGUGCCCAAAGGAAAAACUUCCGAAGACUGACAGACAUAAAAAACAGCACUGAUAUGGUCGCUUUGUAA
Rhinichthys klamathensis goyatoka is the source of this 973-nucleotide messenger RNA. RefSeq names its product aquaporin 12 (gene aqp12). Gene Ontology annotation, molecular function: channel activity. The coding region runs from base 102 to 935 and encodes 277 amino acids. NCBI's taxonomy places the organism in Eukaryota, Metazoa, Chordata, Actinopteri, Cypriniformes, Leuciscidae. Gene Ontology annotation, biological process: transmembrane transport. The record is from RefSeq and is a predicted model, not a curated record. Gene Ontology annotation, cellular component: membrane; cytoplasm. The transcript is spliced from 3 exons.